This is a messenger RNA of Triplophysa rosa, 3729 nucleotides long. RefSeq names its product kelch-like family member 23 (gene klhl23). The record is from RefSeq and is a predicted model, not a curated record. Bases 1612 to 3288 code for a protein of 558 amino acids. Gene Ontology annotation, molecular function: protein binding. Lineage: Eukaryota; Metazoa; Chordata; Actinopteri; Cypriniformes; Nemacheilidae. The transcript has 4 exons.
CAGGUUCGAAAUGACAAGUGUCUGUUGAAGUUUUUUUCUUAAGCUAUUUACUAAAACCACAUCUUUGGAUUGGUUUGUUGUUUGUUUUAGUUGACAUUCAACAAGUGCCAUGUUUGCCCCUCAAAUGCAUGUGUGUUAAAGGACUUUUGCCUGGUUUCACAGACAAGACUGAAGGCUAGUCCCAGACUAAAUGAGCUGGCUUAAAUGAAAAUCAUUUGCCCUGACAUAUCUUAAAAUGUAUCAGGGCCCUUGUUUUGUCCUCAGAUCUUUUUUUUUAAAUAUCCUAAUUUAACUACUGCAUAGUCCUGGUUUACACCGCGUCUACACCUAACCGCGCCGCAUCCAGUGUGGACAAAAUUGUAAAUUAUAAUGGGUUCUAAUGCGUUUCUAAUGUCUUUUGUCGUGUCGCGUCAGUUGCGUCCGGUGUAGACACGGUGUUAUAAGCCAUGUCUGUGAAACCAGGCAAGGUGAUAGUAAAGAUAUUUCCUUAACACGUUUAUAAAAAUGUUCUUUCAUCAUUCUUUGGUUAGAGCAUGGUGCUAGAAACACCAAGGUCAUGGGUUUGAUCGGGAUUGCACAUACUCGGAGACGAAUGUAUAGUAUAAUAAGUCAGUUGCUUUGGAUAAAAGCGUCUGCCAAAUGCAUAAAUGUAAAUACAAAACUGACAUUAUUUUUUGUUUUGUUUAAGUUUACAAUAAAAGCUAACUGUGUCACAUUAUGUGUCAGUGCUGUCACCAAAGUUUAAAUAAUGAACUAAGACAUAUACAUCAUCACUCUUAAUUAACCUCAAGGACAAAGUUUUAUGUAGGCAUGUAGCAGGAUGGGUCCUGUUGGUGUUGGAUGUUAUUUGAUAUGAACCUAUAGAACAUUAAAUCCUACUGAAAUAAGACCAAGACACAAAAAUAUCAAUGUUUUAUGGUAAAUAACCGAUGGUUUAUAUGAUAUUUGUAAUAAAUCCGUUAGAAUUGAUAUUGUUUUUAUCAGCAGAGUUCACUGUAAAAUAAACUGGAAUAGCUUCCGUUCGCGCUUCACAGAAUGACCCUCAAGCAGUUUCUAUGGUAACCAUGAGUUAUUUUUUGCUCGUUUAAUUUACCCUGUGGACUUAAUAGUAACUACAUGCAGACCGUGUAGUUACUCAACAUCGCCGAGCAAUAAACAAACCCUCUUGGCUUCAGAAAACAAAAAAAGAGUUCAGAAAUGGAUUUAUUUCUGUAACCUUCAGGCUUCAUUAUGCAACGGGAUUAAACCUUAUUAGGAUUAAGACUUAAACCAGCCGUGACCACCACAACGUGAAAAGUAUUAUUAUAUCUCAGCAGAUUGAAAAUGGGACACAUGGGUCGGAAAAAGCAAUCAGAUUUUGCCGUUUAAGAGCAAAUGCAAUAAAUGAUGCUUGGGAGAUAUUGUGGGUGAAGGAUGCUGCUGUUUUGACAGCGGAGAGUGUGUCCAGAUAUACACACAGACCAAAAUAGGAGCUCUGCAUUCUCUAGUGACUGCAUGGGGCUAAAUUCAGGAGCCACAUGUCUGAUCUGUGCGAGGAGAAGUCGCACUGAGGGAGAUUAAACUUCAACGCGACGCUGAAAGAGAAACGCUGUCGAUCAUUGGCCAGCUAAAAUGUCUGUAAAAGGCCACAGCAGUUACUCCUACGAGUUCUGUGAUGAGACUCACUCAUCUGAGUUGCUGGACGUUCUCCAUCAGUUUCACACCAGCGGUCUGUUCACAGACAUCGCCCUGCGGUCUUCAUCGGGACAGGUCUUCCACUGUCACAAGGUGGUCCUGUCUGCACGCAGCUCCUACUUCAAGUUAAUGUUCACAUUAGACAUGAGGGAGCGUGAGAAUGACAUCAUCAGCCUGCCUUGCACAGACGGAAACAUUCUUGGUUCUUUGAUAAACUACGUCUACACCUCAAAGAUCAGCAUAACCCAAACCAAUGUUCAGAGCCUUCUGGAGGCUGCAGACCUACUUCAGUUCACCUCCGUCAAAAAAGCCUGCGAGAACUUUCUGAUUCGCCUGCUGGACAUCGAUAACUGCCUCGGGAUGCAUUCGUUCGCUGAGCUUCACGUGUGCUCCACCCUGCAGCGUGAAGCUUCGAGGGUCAUGCUGGGACGGUUUGCGGAGCUCACGGAUCAGGAGGAGUUUUACGAGGUGGAUUUCCAAAAGCUCAAGACGAUACUGACCACGGAGAACCUCAACGUGUGGAAAGAAGAGACGUUAUUGGAGUCGGUGGUGAAGUGGGUUGCUCAUGACACGUUGGUUCGUACAGACCACCUUCAGGAGCUUCUCGCCUGCGUUCAUCUCGAGGUGGAUGACGUGUACCUCAGAACUGCUUUAGAUCUACACAGCCGUUGCUCUGAAAAUAAACUGCGCUCUCUUAUCGUCAGCUCUUUGACACCAAGCAAUGACUUAUCUCAUUGCUGCAAGACACUGACAAGCAGCUUGUACGUUAUAGGAGGAUAUUACUGGCAUCCGUUGUGUGAAGUCCACACAUGGGACCCUAUCUCCAACACGUGGACUCAAAGAAAAGACAUGCCUGAUUUUGCACGGGAGAGUUACAGUGUUGUACUUUUGGGCCCUAAUAUCUAUGUGACCGGGGGCUACAGGACAGAAACUGUGGAUGCUUUAGAUACCGUAUGGAUUUAUGAAACAGACACGGAUGAAUGGACAGAAGGAUGCCCAAUGCUUACAGCCAGGUAUUAUCAUUGCUCGGUGGCUUUACGGGGAUGCAUUUACGCCAUAGGUGGAUACACAGCAGGAGCCCCUACACGAGAAACUGAAUUCUAUGACCCUUUGAAAAAGAAAUGGCUCCCUGUGGCAGAUAUGAUACAAGGUGUUGGAAAUGCUAGUGCUUGUGUAAUAAAUGACAGAAUCUCUGUAACCGGAGGGCAUUAUGGGUGCAGAGGAAGCUGCACUUUUGAGAAGAUUCAGAUGUACAGGGCAGAUGUCAACGAAUGGAGCAUUAUAACAAUAUGUCCACAUCCUGAAUACGGCCUGUGCUCGGUGUCAUUAAACAAUAAACUGUAUCUGGUCGGCGGUCAGACCACCAUCACAGACUGUUACGACCCCAAGCAGAAUGAAUGGAGGCAGAUGGCAAAGAUGAAGGAGAGAAGGAUGGAGUGUGGUGCUGCAGUAAUAAACGGAUUCAUAUACGUAGCGGGUGGAUAUUCAUACUCGAAGGGGGCGUACCUGCAGAGUAUAGAGAGAUAUGACCCUGAGAUGGACUGCUGGGAGAUUGUAGGAAACCUUCCGUCGGCCGCCCGCUCGCACGGAUGCGUUUGUGUGUUCAGUUUGUGAAAUCUCUUCUGCUGUUAUAGUCAUGUUGCUACGGAUUCAGGUCAUUCUGAUAAUGUCAAUGUUGUAACAUCUUUGUGUGUAAUAUGUCACCAACAUUGUGUGAGAAAUGGUUUGGCCUGUUCUCGGCAGGAAGAUAGGGAUAUUUCAAAAUAUUAGUAGCAUGAAAUAUUACGUCUGAUAACGGCACUUCUGCGAACUAUACACAGCAGAAUUAAACACUACACUAAAUGCUAAUUGCAAAAUGAAAUGAACCAUAUAAUUGUGCACUAGUGGGAUGGUAAAAUAAAUAGUGUGUUAGCAUUUGAAAAGGAAAUGUCAAAAGAGCUACAUCCAAUUACAACUCAAUGGUCUUGAAUUCAUUUGUUAGAGGCAAUCAAAUGUGAAACUCUCAUUCUCAAAUGCCACGAUAAGCCUUGAUUCAACAAAACUACACCAGAUAAC